Hypomesus transpacificus is the source of this 1499-nucleotide messenger RNA. It is a transcript of the gene sgpp2, whose product is annotated as sphingosine-1-phosphate phosphatase 2. Bases 116 to 1315 code for a protein of 399 amino acids. NCBI's taxonomy places the organism in Eukaryota, Metazoa, Chordata, Actinopteri, Osmeriformes, Osmeridae. Gene Ontology annotation, biological process: sphingosine metabolic process; phospholipid dephosphorylation. The transcript has 5 exons. The record is from RefSeq and is a predicted model, not a curated record. Gene Ontology annotation, molecular function: sphingosine-1-phosphate phosphatase activity. Gene Ontology annotation, cellular component: endoplasmic reticulum membrane.
CCUCACCUGUACGGCGCUUUUCACUUCAGUUGGAGGGCGCUGGGCUGACAACUGUCAUAAACGAGACCUAGACUAUAGUAUGUUAUUCUGAAACACCUAGUUUAGUUCAGUUAUCAUGUUUGAAAUUGUAGCAUACUUGUAUGAUUCAGAACUUGUCGCAAAGUUCCAGAGAAAAUGCGGUUUGUUCCUCGUCGAAGCUCACCCAAAGACGGAUAACCCACUUCAAGACACGGAUGAUACAGAGAUACACAUUCGAAAGCGUUGCAUAAGGCUCAAUGGACACUCUGUUAUAACCAAGGAAACAUUGGACAAUAAUUCAAAUGACGAAAAUGAAUUUACCUCUAAUGCCCAGGUAUACGAGGUCCGGAACUGGUUGCUCCAUAUCCUCUUCCUGGUUUCGGCGAGUCUAGGACAUGAAAUCUUCUACAUCACCUUCUUGCCCUGCCUCCACUGGAACCUGGACCCCUUCCUGUGCCGACGCCUUGUCAACAUGUGGGCUCUGGUGAUGUACAUCGGCCAGGUCCUGAAGGACGUGCUGAAGCUGCCCCGUCCCCUGUCGCCCCCCGUGGUGAAGCUGGAGAGCCGCGUAGAGGCGGAGUACGGCCUGCCCUCCACCCACGCCAUCGCCGCCACGUCCAUCUUCUUCACCCUGCUCCUCAGUGCCCCCUCCCGGGUGCAGUUCCAGUUCGAGGUGGGUCUGCUGGUGGCAGUGGUGAUGUCCGGACUGGUGUGCCUGAGCCGCCUCUACACCGGCAUGCACUCAGCUCUGGACGUGAUCUGCGGUGCCCUGAUCUCUGCUGUGGUGAUGCUGAUCACCUACCCAUAUUGGGAAACCUUCGAAGUCCUCCAGCUCACCAGCCCGUUGUCCCCCAUCGUGGCGUUGGCGCUGCCCCUGUUCCUGUGCUACACAUACCCCGAGCUGGACCAUUACAGCACCACACGGGGGGACACCACCACCAUCUUUGGAUCGGCCGCUGGCUGCUCUGUGGGUUACUGGGUCAACGAGCAGCUGGGGGAGACUUUUGAACCCCAGGGGGUUUUGCCCGUACCCCUGCCCUCCCUGACACUAGCUGGCCUGGCAAUGGGCACCGCCCGUUUCACGCUGGGCGUGGCUGCAUUGGUCCUCACACGGCAAGUGGCAAAAACAGUGAGUUUGAGGGUGCUGUGUUCGUGGUACAGAGUGCCUGUUCAUGACAGAGAAGCCAGAAGAAGAAAAGAAAUCGAAGUUCCGUAUAAAUUCAUCACCUACACUUUGGUCGGCCUGGUGAACUGCAUCGUGGUCAAUAGGUUUUUUAUACUGCUAGGGUUGCUAUGACACUAGUUUAGAGACUUACAAAUCAGCUUCUAGAUAGUCUGUUAUAAAAUAGUACCACAUAUUUAUCACUAUGUAUAACAAGAAUAUAUUGUUUUUAAGGGGACUAUUUUAUACGUGUAAUAAUGUUUUAUACUGACCUAUUAUUUUGUACAAAUAAAGUUAACUUAACACUGUCAAAGGAAAA